This is a messenger RNA of Lathyrus sativus (Indian pea), 2019 nucleotides long. The record is from the annotation of a GenBank genome assembly. NCBI's taxonomy places the organism in Eukaryota, Viridiplantae, Streptophyta, Magnoliopsida, Fabales, Fabaceae.
AUGGGUUGCGUGAAUUCCAAGAGAUCAGCUGUGGUUGACAGCAAGGAAGGUUUGAAAUCAUCUAGGAAAAGGAAUGUUGAUAGGAAUGUUUCAAGAUUGGAUAGGAAGAAAAGAGUUGAUGGAGUUUUGAAGAAAGAUGAGUUAUUGGACGGGGUUUGCGCGAGAGUUUCACUGAAUGACAAGGAAGAAGAUGGAGAUAAGAAUGAUAAGAAUGAGAAGAAGAAGAUGGAGAAAACUGAAUUGGAUUUUGCCGUUGUUGUUGAUUAUCCGAGUUUUGGAGGAAGGGUUCCAAAGGGUUUAGAAGGAGAGCAAGUUGCGGCAGGAUGGCCAACUUGGCUUUCUUCUGUUGCUGGGGAAGCUAUCGAUGGAUGGAUACCGCGGAGUGCAAGUACUUUCGAGAAGUAUGAUAAAAUUGGACAAGGAACUUACAGUACUGUUUUUAAGGCACGUGAUUUGACUAACCAAAAGAUCGUUGCUUUGAAGCGGGUACGCUUUGAUAAUCUUGAUCAUGAGAGUGUCAAUUUCAUGGCAAGGGAAAUCGUUUUUCUGCGUAGGCUUGACCAUCCAAAUAUAAUAAAGUUGGAGGGCUUGAUAACAUCACCGACGUCUCGUAGCAUGUAUCUUGUUUUUGAGUACAUGGAGCAUGAUCUUACAGGACUUGCAACAGCACCUGGCAUUAAGUUUUCCGAACCACAGGUUAAAUGCUACAUGAAGCAGCUUCUUAAUGGAUUGGAUCAUUGCCAUAGUCGUGGUGUCCUCCACCGCGAUAUAAAGGGCUCAAAUCUUCUCAUUGACAAUAAAGGCGUUUUAAAGAUUGCAGAUUUUGGUUUGGCGAAUUCGUUUUGCCCUGAUCAAAGUGCCCCAUUGACCAGCCGCGUAGUAACUCUCUGGUAUAGACCACCAGAACUUUUACUUGGAUCAUCAAAUUAUGGAGUUGCAGUGGAUAUGUGGAGCACCGGUUGCAUACUCGGUGAACUAUACUAUGGAAGACCUAUAUUGCCCGGAAAAACAGAGGUUGAGCAAUUACAUAGAAUUUUUAAACUUUGUGGAUCACCAUCGGUGGACUACUGGCGUAAACUUCGGCUGCCACAUUCUACAGUAUUCAGGCCUCCACACCAUUAUAGGAAUUGUAUUGCAGAUACAUUUAAAGAAUUUCCAACUGCUGCUACGAAGCUUAUAGAGACCCUACUCUCUUUAGAUCCUGUACUUAGAGGAACAGCAGCUACAGCUCUGAAUGACGAGUUCUUUUCAUUGGAACCUGUUGCCUGCGAUCCAUCAGCAUUGCCAAAAUAUCCACCCAGCAAAGAGAUUCACACUAAAAUGCGGGAAGAAUCAACAAGAAGGCACAAAGCUCUCGGUGAAAAGGAGCAAAAACUUGAGCCACGAGGUAGACAAGAGAAAGAAACUCAGUCAUUUGUCCUAUCCAAAGCCAAUGCUGAUGCUCGCAUAUCAAUGAAGCAUGGGCAACGCUUUCCGAACAUGGCAGGCCAUGAUGGGCCAUUCAGCCGUCACAGAGAGUCGGUAUCUGGAUUACUGGAUUCCCCUCAGAAACAGUCAGAAGAUAUUAAAGAAACGGUUAAUUAUUUCUCCGGGCCUCUUUAUCAGAAGCCUUUACAUUCAGGUUUACUCGUUCCAGGAUUUGGCCGGCACAAAGUUGGAAAGGAAGCUAGUGAGCAAUCACUUCCUCUUUCAAAUAAAGUCAACCUAUCAAAAGAUUCAAAACCAUCUCCGACUUUGUUUUCUGGAAAUCGAAAAGAAAAUCCAGCUCCCUUGAGACCAAGAGAUACAAUUCAAGAACCAAAAUCUUCAGGGUUGAGUAAUGGAUCAGAGUCAAAAAGACGGCAUGAUAAAAAUCGCCAUUCACAAAAAACCGAUCUCAGCCAAACAAAAAAUGGAAAGGACGGGCGCACAACCUGCAAAAACAAUCUCUAUAUGAUUGGUCCAUUAAAGUUUCCAUCAAACAAUAUGCAUCAGAUGAUCAAAGACCGCAAUCGGAAGACCCGAGAAUAUUCAAAAUGA